Molecule: messenger RNA, 528 nt
Organism: Pyrus x bretschneideri (Chinese white pear)
Lineage: Eukaryota; Viridiplantae; Streptophyta; Magnoliopsida; Rosales; Rosaceae
Product: 60S ribosomal protein L38
Exons: 3
Coding region: 155-364 (69 amino acids)
Biological process (GO): protein-RNA complex assembly; translation
Cellular component (GO): cytosolic large ribosomal subunit; ribosome
Molecular function (GO): structural constituent of ribosome
Source: RefSeq, a predicted model, not a curated record
UCGUACUCUCUUUUUGUAGGGUUCAAGCAGCGUCUUACGCCGUCAGAUAUAUAUACAGAAGCUCAAAACACCGAGCUCGCGGCUGGGACUGGGAGCUUGUCCAUCUACUUUACCAGGAAGGAAAGGAAUCAAAGCCGUGCUCUCCGCCAUCAAAAUGCCUAAGCAAAUCCAUGAAAUUAAGGAUUUCCUUCUCACUGCAAGAAGGAAAGACGCACGCUCUGUGAAAAUCAAGAAGACCAAAGAUGCGGUGAAGUUUAAGGUUCGAUGCUCCAAGUACCUUUACACACUUUGUGUUUUUGACACAGAGAAGGCUGACAAGCUUAAGCAGUCUCUCCCUCCAGGUUUGAAUGUGCAAGACCCUUGAAUUAGAAUCAGCUGAGGCUGUGAGAUGGUUACCAGGACUUGAGAGUUGGAAACUUAUCUUUUGUUGUUUUUUUUACCGUAAUCGAAGUACAUUGCGUGGAAUUUUUGCUUCCAUUCUGCACUAGUAUGGUGAUAAUGUUUAAAUUCUAAAAUUAUGUCGAUUUA